Molecule: messenger RNA, 2025 nt
Organism: Rhipicephalus sanguineus (brown dog tick)
Lineage: Eukaryota; Metazoa; Arthropoda; Arachnida; Ixodida; Ixodidae
Exons: 3
Coding region: 133-549 (138 amino acids)
Source: RefSeq, a predicted model, not a curated record
UCUUUAACCUGUCACGUGACCAUACAUGUCUACACGUGAACACGUGCGCGGAGUGCGUCGCAGCAGCCGACUAAUCGCCUGCGUUUCUAAAGUCAGAGCCCUGCUGUGUGGUGUGAAAUCGGCGGCUUCACGAUGGCUUACAUUGCUUCUAGAAGUCUACUGUCCAAGCUUUAUUUCUUAGAAGGCGUUACCAGGAGCGCCACAGUGCCUUGCCUGCCCGCUCUCCAAAGACGUGCUGCCGGUGGGAAAGCUGAUUCGAAGGACGCUGAUGAGGACGACAAGCCGUACACGUACAGCACAAGCAACGCAGCCAAGUGGAAAGCUGCGCAGAGCUUCCGCACGCCAGAAAUCGAUGCGCCCCCUGCUCAGCGCUGGUCCGUGUUGGCGAGCAUUGCGGCGUUUCUCAUCUACUUCUGCGUCCUGCGUGAGGAGAAUGACUUGGAUCAACAACUGGUUCGUCCCAUCACGGACACCGUGCCGGACCUCAAGAGGUUCGGGACACCGCCACCGCUGUCUAAAGAGUGGGUCCCGCCAGCCUGGAGGGACUGAUUGCCUUAAGGACAGCGAAGCGAGGAUCGCGUCGAGCCCUUCUUCUCUUCCUUCUUUUUGGUGCCGAACUAGCCGUCCCACCUUCCAACACCGGCGCGACUGUGGAACGUCUCGAACGUAGUGGUAGUCUAGUCGGACACUUAGUUUCGUCGGUCUAGAGCACGCUGCCUGUGCUUAGACCUGUGGCACGUUUUAGCUCAUCAGCAAAAUUUGACUGUGUAUCUGUGCCUGCACUGCUUGAACAAGGCAUUGUUCACAUUUCGUGAUAUAAAAUUAGCUGUUUCAAGAACUGUCCUCGGUCACCACGCAGUGUUGCCAAGAUGCCUCUUACCACAUAGAUUCCUGAAUAAAUUUUUUCUGCUAGCGAAAGCGGUGAGUGUCAAGACAUGUUGGUAUGACUGAAAUGAAGUGGCGACUCCGCACAGACCGCAGAAAUAGCUGGAAAGUGAUAAAUGGUGCUCCCUAGGCAAAUCAAAUCAUCAGGACAUGCUAGGCCGAGGAAGGUUUAUUAUAAGACAUUGUGGUUUAUUUGAGGACGCUACUUCUUCCACUGCUGCAACUUUUUCACGAAUCUUUGUCCACCUUGUGGGCUUCCACAAAACCGGUUUGCGAAAUUUAAUAGAGCGCUUUAAAAGAACCUAGAGGAAUAGUGUUGAAGCCGUUGCACAUGCACAAGAUGUAAACUAUGUUUGGGUUUUGUGUCGAGCACACCAUUUGUCGAACUUAUUUAGGAGCCCCAGAACUUGCCCCAGAACUUGCCCCAGAAGAUUCGCAACAGCAAACAUUGUGGUACCUAUUGAAGUUGCUAGUACCUUGUCUAGGAUCAAACUGAUUGAAUGUCUGAGUAACCAAUGAUAUUAUUAGCAAGUGAUGAUGUUAUUGAUGUUAUGAAUAAAUUAAAUACUGAUCGUAACAUAAUUGACAGCGCAACGGGUUAAACACGGACAGAAAGAAGAAAAGGACACAGCGCUGCGUCCUUCUUUCUGUCCGUGUUUAACCCAUUGCGCUGUCAAUUAUAGUUACGAUGAACAUCUACCAACUAGCCCAACUCGUGAUUCUGCUUCAGCAUGAGUUAAAUACUGGUGUAGGCUAUCUCUUUCUCCCAUGUUACACUACAGCAAUGAGUGGCAGAAAAAUAGCGAACAUUUCUGAGAUUGGCUGUUGAUUUGAGAACUCAAAUGCCUUAAAGUAGUUGGCCACUCAAGGUUGGGUUGAGGUAAUUGAGACUCUCAGAAUUGAUGUAGAUUAUUGGUGAACUAAUUACCGCUACACAUUUUAGAAAUGAUAUCAAAGAACAUGCGAGGAUUUUUUUUUUCUAAAGGAGCCAGAUCCAGAGACCAAAACUGGGCUAAACUUCACAGGAACGUAAAGCACGCCAAAGUGCUUUUCACUUUAAAGACAUUUAUAAUCAGAAUGUGGCAAUUCCUCAUUGUAACGUGGACUCAAAAAAGCAGUUAAUAAAAAAUGAGUGAAGUC